Messenger RNA from Lucilia cuprina (Australian sheep blowfly), 404 nucleotides. RefSeq names its product male accessory gland serine protease inhibitor-like. The coding region runs from base 55 to 324 and encodes 89 amino acids. The transcript is spliced from 2 exons. Gene Ontology annotation, molecular function: serine-type endopeptidase inhibitor activity. The record is from RefSeq and is a predicted model, not a curated record. Lineage: Eukaryota; Metazoa; Arthropoda; Insecta; Diptera; Calliphoridae.
CCUAUAAAUACCGAAUCAAGUCAAAAUUUUAAAUCAUAAACAAUUUUAACCAUCAUGCAGUUUUUAAACAUUUUCACUUUAUUACUGGUAGCUUUAGUAUCCUAUACCUCUGCCCAAAGAUGUGUCGGUCCACGUGCACCAUCUUGUGCUGGUCCCCGCAAUGUAGGUCGUGGCGGCCGCGGUUGUACGGCCCGCACUAUGUGGCAUUGGGAUCCUAGUACCCGACUUUGUCGUGAAAUGCGUUACUUAGGUUGUGGUGGCAACAACAAUCGUUGGUGCACGCGUUCCGCCUGUGAACAGAGAUGUCGUAGUCGCCGCGGUUAAAUUAUGACUUUUUGAUCCAAUAACUUUGUUGGAAAAAAAAACAUUCAAUAACAUUUAAUUAAAAUUGCAAAUAAUUUACA